AUGAAUGUGAAGGUCGAGUCAAGUGUGCAGUCACUUGUAGCUGACGCGUUGGCAGAGUUGGGUGAUGUAUGGCAGAUGAUUGGACUAUCGGAGCAAGAGCAACUGCAGGAACAGCAACAGUUGAUUACGAGUGUGGAAACCUGCUGUCGAGUGAAAGUGGAGACGUGGCGGAACGAAGUCACGAUGACGAAAGAGCGAGUGACGGAGCUUGAGAAAGAGGUGCAGAAGAUCAACGUGCAGCUUCAGGGCAAUGAUUCCAUAGGCUGGUGUAUGCAGCCGCUGGAACAUCUCAGCAGCGGCACACUGCGUGACCGACUGUCAGCACUUGAAAUGGAGCACAAGCUUCUGGAUCGGGUUCGCACCAGUCGACAGGCUGGAGUUGAAAAGUUGCAAGCCCAACUAGGUCGAAUGGACAAGAAGCUAGGCACGACAUCCGAGCUGCCUUCUGGCAUGGCCAUCUUGAGCGAAGAAUACAAGGAAGCUCUACACGAUAUGCUCAAGUGCAAGGCACAAGAAGUGCACUCACGGAGAGCUGCCCUUCUAAAAAUUGUCAGCGAGUGUGCGGAGCUCGCUCAAGAGCUUCAAAUCGAAACGGAUCACAUUCUUGCGCCCGAUCUUACUGCACAGUUGAAGAAGCGAGACUUGUCCUCCAAUCUGCUCGAGAAGAUCUCACUCAGAACUAUCGAGCUGCGAGAGGUAAAGAAAAAGCGGAAGUUGCGUCUGGCAGAGAUGCUUGAACAGAUAAGCGAUCUCUGGCGGAAGUUAAAGAUUUCCGACGACGAGCAGAAACGUUUUCACAUGACGAUCCAUGGAAUUGGCGAAGCUGCACUUGCAUCGUGUGAAGCGGAGUUGACAAGACUGAAGCGUCACCACAAACGACAUGCUGCUACUGUGGUCCAAGUCGCAACUUUGCGCAACGCCAUUACUGAAUACUGGAACCUUCUGGGCUACACUUCUGACCAGCGUGAUUAUUUUACUGCCAUGAUGACAACUCCAGACUUGGCGCUGUCGUACAGGGUCUUCCGUGCUCAUGAGAAAGAAGGCGAAAGGCUGAGAAAACAGUUGUCUACGAAGAAGAUCCUCUGUCAGUACAUCGUCAAACGCGAGGAAAUUCUACAAGCUCGUGCGGAGCAUGGUGUUCCCGACGAGCAAACGCGGCUACGAAUUGAGCGUGAUCUGCCAAAAUACACUGACAUCUUAGCAACUCGAAUUGCAAAGUGGCAGAACGAUACUGGUGUAGUCUUUCGCUGGAACGGCGAGUCGUACCUGGAGCAAAUGUGGACGGAGGACAACAAGACAGGUAAACAGGCUCACAACAUCAAACGGGAUCAGCCGCAAAAAAGGAUAGUGCAGCAGGCACAAACAAACUUAGCCGGCUCCGAUGGUCCUACCGAUCGAAGGCGUCAUGUUCAGCAAAGUAAUCGCCACUCAGUUGAAGAGCGUACUACUUCGCGUAGCUCUGUCGUGAAGGAGCAGUUGCAGCAUCGCCGCUCUGACACACAAGUUUCGAAUCGCCCCCGAUGGCGAAAGUUUAUUCGCAACACGUUUUCAAGACACGACGGCUCAUAG
This is a messenger RNA of Peronospora matthiolae, 1569 nucleotides long. The record is from the annotation of a GenBank genome assembly. NCBI's taxonomy places the organism in Eukaryota, Oomycota, Peronosporomycetes, Peronosporales, Peronosporaceae.